AUGAGCUUUCGUGACCUAAACCAGCACCCGGGCGUGAGCAGGUACCGGCAGCACCUCUCGUGGUGUGUGGGCGGUGAGGUGCAGGUGUCACUAAUCAACUCAUGUGUUACAGGUGUGGACGAGAAGGUACAGGUGUUCCGCGUGAGGCCAGAGAGUGUGGAGGUGCGGGAGGGAGAGGACGUGACGCUGAGGUGUGAGGUGGACAACCAGCAGGGGAGAGCCCAGUGGACCAAGGACGGCUUCGCUCUAGGGUUUAAGCGCCACGUGCCCGGCUACCCCCGCUACAGGUACCUGGGGGACGCUAGUAAGGGUCAGCAUUAUCUGAUCAUCAAGGGCGUGACGUUGGAAGAUGACGGGGAAUACCAGUGUCAGGUCGGCCCUACCCUCACCUCCCUCCCUAUCUGGACCGCUGCUAACGUCACUGUCAUGGUGUCGCCUACGAGUAUCAGCGUGGUGGGUGUCGGUGACGGGGAGGUGGUGGAGGUGGUAGCUGGUGAUGCUUUAUACCUGGAGUGUCUGGUGACGGACGCCCGCCCUCCACCCACUGUCACCUGGUACAGAGACGCCAUUGCCCUCCAUCAAGGGAUGCAUCAGGAGGUGGUGGUAGCGUCCAAAGAGCCCCGGAAAUGGAGUGUGAGGAGCCGCCUGUUGCUGCACCCUGAGGCGGAAGAUGACGGUCAGCAGUACUCAUGUCAGGCCCUCCACCCCGUCCUCCACCACUCACCCACCACACUAGUCGCCUCCGUCAACCUCGCCGUCUUGCACCCACCUGGGCCACCUGUCAUUACUGGUUACGUCACAGGUGAGGUGUUAGUAGAGGGGCAGCAGCGCACCUUGAUAUGUCAGGUGGUAGGUGGUCGGCCACGCCCUUGGGUCACCUGGUACAGACACGGCCGCCCACUCAACCUGGCCCUCACCCACCUCAUGAAGACCCCGGAGCUAGAGACAACCACUACCACCACGCCUAUUACUACUAAAGGAGUGAGCGCCAGGCAGAUAGUAACGGCAGCGCGGGCGGAGGAUGGAGCAGUGUAUGAGUGUAGAGUGUCAAGUGAUCAACUGCCUCGACCCCUCACCACCAACGUCACCCUCACCGUGCACUACCCCCCGGUGCAGGUGACGGUGACCGGCCCGACCGUGGUGGUGACUGAUCAGGUGUUUACCCUAACCUGUACGACCUCACCUGCCAACCCUCCCGCCUCCCUCACCUGGCGUCUACAAGGGUCGAGCGUGUCAUCGACGGGCGCUGCUGUGGUAAGGAAGGACUCGGGUGGGGGAUGGGUGACCUCUAGCCAGCUGACGCACCACCUGUCAAGCUCCCCCGAGGCCACAGCUCAGUGCCUGGCCUCGCACUCCGCCGCCCACCACGCCCUCACUGGCACCCACAACCUCACCGUCAUUAAGCGACCCAGGUGGCCCGUCCUUCAGGUGGAGGAAGAAGGUAGACAGCUGGUGGCAGGCGACCAGCUGAGUGUUGUGUGUACCUCCAGGGGCGGCAACCCUCCCCCAGCCCUCACGUUGUAUAAGGCGGGGAAAAAGGUGACGGCGACGGUGAAGGGGGUGGAGGAAGGAGUGACUGAGGGGCGUGCUGUCUUACACCUCACGCCCUCAGAUAAUGGCCAGGAAGUGACAUGUCAAGUGUCCAGCCCAGCCACGAGUACCCCCAUGACCGCCCACACCACCAUUAACCUGCACUUUGCGGCAUGGAAGGUGUCAGGGUGGGUUAAUCCCCCCAGGGUGUCAGAGGGCCAGGUGGCAACGCUGACCUGUGAGACCACCUCCAGUGUGCCUCCCUCCACCAUCACUUGGCACUCUCAGAUGACACUUGUGACUCGCCCCACCCUCACACACUCUCCCGGCCUCUACGGUGGCACCAUCACCAGGUCGACGAUAAAGGUGCAGACAACAGCAGAGGAUAAUGGACAAAUCUUCACCUGUGAGGCAGACAAUGGACUUGGAGUGAUCGUAGCUACCAACAUUACUCUCAACGUCACCUACGGGCCUGUAUGGUUGUGGGCACCAUCAGGGGUGGUGGAUGUAGAGGAGGGGCAGGACCUGACAUUAACAGCCCUAGCCAGUGCCAAUCCUGGAUCUGUCAGGUACAGGUGGUGGAGGGGUCCAGGUGCAAUUGAGGGUGAGGCCACAGAGGAGGGAGGUGGUGAGCUGCAUCUGAGGCGGGUCCAGCGGCACCAUUCAGGCAACUACACAGUGGUAGCCCGAACACCCCGCUCUGCCAUCAACUCGUCCUUCAGUAUCAAUGUCCAAUAUGGGCCUGAGGAUGUGUUGGCAGCUGAGAGAGUGGUGGUGGAUGAAGAUGGCACUGCCACCAUCCUGUGUACUGCUGCUGGCAACCCCCUACCCAAAAUUACCUGGACCAGGGCCUCUGACAACACCAGCACAGUCAGAGUCCUAGCCACUGGCAUAGGUGAAGCUGAGAUGGUGGUGGAUUCGGCAACCCAGCACCACACAGGCAUCUACCUCUGUCAUGCCUCCAGUGUUGUGUCUUCUCCACCUCCUGUAACCACUGCCAUCGUUGUCACACAAGCACCAGUUGUAGCCACUGGUAACACAGAGGAGGAAGAGCAGGAGAGGGGCAGUUCACGAGCAGCAGUAGGGGACAGUGGUUGGUUGGAUUGCCGCAUGAGAGCAUCACCACCACCAACCUUCAGGUGGACCAGCAGCAGCAGCGGCCAAGUGCUCUCUAACACCAAAAAGUAUUCCAUCCACGUCCCGCAGUUGGUGGACAAAGUGAUGGAGUGGUCAUCACUGUUGGAGAUACGAAGUGUCACUGUGCUGGACUACACUAACUAUAGCUGCACAGCCCACAACUCUCGGGGCUCAUACACCACCACCUUCACCCUCAGGCCCCCCAUCAUCCCCAGUGCUCCAACAAUACUGAAUGUCACAAGUGUUUCCUCCACCACUGCUGUUGUGAUGUGGACGAAUAACAUUCUUGGAGCACAAGCUACUGGUUUCACAAUAAGGUACCAACAAACUGGUACUUAUAUAUACAAGCCUGUAGAUGUUCCUGGCAGUGACUCAGUAACUUCCACACUUAAGGGUCUGUUGCCGGGUGCUGAAUACUCCUUCACCAUCUCGGCCUACAAUGAGAACGGCCAUUCAAACUAUAGCUCCCCACCUAUAACAGUCACCAUGCUAGAUGUGAUGAAAGAAGUGUCCAGCAGUAGCACCGUAGGUGGUCAUCAGCCAAGAUUGCCUCGCCUCAUCCUGCUUCUCAUCUCUCUCACCGGCACUGCCCUUCUAGUCCUUAAUAUCUCAAUAAUUGUUUGCUUUGUCAGACGUCGAGCCAUAAAAUUAAACAUAUCAGCUUCUUCAAGCAAGACAACCACCUUAGAUGUUUAUACACCUACAUAUGGAGAAUCUAACCAUGGUGAUGAGCUCCCUCUCACCUCUGUUGAUGUCUUCUCUCCCCCAAAGUACUCGUCACUUGAGCAUCAGACAAUAGUGGACAACUGUGAACAGACCAGCCGUGUCAUGCCAUAUGUUACCAGUGAACCCUCAGAGCCUCUUCCUACACCACCAUUAAGUAGAGGCAGCAGAUCAAGAAGCACAAGCCCUUUACUAAAUGGAGGGAUUAAUCUUAACAGCAACAGAAUACUUCUUGACAAGGGUGAAUUACCUCCAGAAAAAUUGUUUGCUCCUGGCAGCCCGUCAAAAUCUGAUAAACAGAUUUUAAGAGAAAGAAGUCCAUCAGCCCAUUCUUCAAAUAACCCUGAUGUGUGCCCAACAGCUUCAAGUAGUCAUCAUCCUUCACUGCCAAAACAGGAACCACAUCAACCCACCUCAGAAACAGAACAAGCAUCUCUGUCAUCUGAAGAAAGCAGUGACUCUGAUGACUUUUCACCAAGACAACUGCCCUCUUCAUGCCAGACAUCAAGGCCAGCAACACAAGUUAUAUACCAUGGCCAGCCACAUCUUCAGCUGCAGUUAGAACAAGAACAGCACCAUCAUUACCCACAUACCUUACCAUAUUCCCAACAACAGUUACAAUCAUCAAAUUAUAGUCAGCCACAUAGACAAGAAUUGUCAUUCCAUUCAAGUCUGAAUCCUGCUCAGCUUUCAACUUCUACUUCAAGUUGCUGUGAUGCCAAUUGUAGACAGUCAAUUGCUACAGAUAUUCCUGUAGGAUAUGCCACCCUUCAGCCUCGCAGAAGUUGUCUUAAGAGAUCACCAUACAACACCCUGCAGCGCUCCCACUCAGCCCACAACUACACCUCCAACAGCCUGCGUUGUAUUAACCACGACCCUUGUAUGGAAAUGCAAACAGCUAUCUGCUGCCAGAAUGACCUUUGUAGUAAAACCUUGUUUCAAACUCCACAACCUCAUAGAGUUGUUUAUGGUAGAGCACAUGAAUUUCCUAUAUAUUAUGCCAGAUCAAGCACUAUUGGUAGAGGCUGCUCCAGACAUAACAGUAUUAGUGAACAAGUAGGGUAUUGGGGUAUUUCCUACCAAGAACCAAAUUGGACCUCUGUAACACCGGAUAUCUGUAAAGUAGAGUCUUCAAGCACCAAGAGAGUAGGAUGGAAGGAAGUCCUCCAUGAGAGCCCUGGACCAAGUACAAUGGCUUCUCGAGGUUCAAUUGACACUUCAACAUCAUCCACUACCUCCACUGUCACACUGGGUCCAACAAGGUUUCCUCAGCACUGUGACGUACAAAAUAAUUUGGGCAACAGUUCACAAAUUGUUGACAUGGAUGACUAGGCAUAAGACAACAGAAUUAGAAAACGGUCAAUAUUCAGACAACUUAGAGAGUCGAGCCAAAACCAUCACCACUACCACCACUGCCAGUAGGAGGCCCGGCACCCCGACUGCCCCGCCACCCUCUGCCGAGCCAGCCGCUUCACCUCAGCGAUUCCUGCGGCGGUUUCUUCGUCUUUUCUUACUCUUGCGACACUCCUCAGCAGGGAUACAGGCCCCACGGUGCAGCACAGUGGGGUGUGGACAGUAGCAUCCUGCCCUACAGCUCCAAGUGUGGCAGUUGGGGUUCGGUUUUGGGUUACGACAGGUAGCUCGGCAGGGUGGUGCACACUCCAUGUACUCAGCACCAUGGGGACAUUCCAGGCCUGUACGAACACAACACAACACAAUGUAGAACUUCUCACACAUGUUAUAAGAAUAAAAAAUUUAACUUCUGGAUAU
Messenger RNA from Homarus americanus (American lobster), 5160 nucleotides. Its product is annotated as nephrin-like. The coding region runs from base 1 to 4722 and encodes 1573 amino acids. The record is from RefSeq and is a predicted model, not a curated record. Gene Ontology annotation, biological process: cell-cell adhesion. Gene Ontology annotation, molecular function: cell adhesion molecule binding. The transcript has 25 exons. Gene Ontology annotation, cellular component: cell-cell junction. Lineage: Eukaryota; Metazoa; Arthropoda; Malacostraca; Decapoda; Nephropidae.